AUGAAGAAGCGCUAUGUGGUGGCUGGAGUCCUGACUGCAGCCCUGCUGGGACUCAUCCUGUUCCUGGGACUCUUCUAUGGGCUGCGCACUGGUGCAGGGGACACACACACUUACAAGAGGGCGGCUGUGGCUACGGACGCGGGGCAGUGCUCAGUAAUUGGAAGGGACAUCCUUCAGCAAGGUGGAUCAGCAGUGGAUGCAGCAAUUGCAGCUCUGCUUUGUGUAGGACUCAUGAAUGCCCACAGCAUGGGCAUUGGAGGGGGCCUCUUCUUUACCAUCUACAACAGCACAGGAAAUGUGGAAAUCAUUAAUGCAAGAGAAGUGGCUCCGAAAAAAGCAUCUGAGGACAUGUUUGGGAACGACACACAGCUGUCUCUGAAAGGAGGACUGUCCAUUGCUGUUCCAGGAGAAAUCCGUGGGUAUGAACUGGCUCACAAACGUCAUGGCAAACUGGCAUGGAAAGACCUGUUUCUGCCCAGCAUCAAGUUGGCAAGAGAAGGAUUCCCUAUUGGGAAAGGCCUUGCAGCAGCCAUCAGAUCAAGAGAGGAGGCUAUUGAAAGCAAUCCCUCACUGUGCGAAGUGUUCUGCAGUGGAGGGAAAAUUCUGCAGGAGGGCGAUAUCGUCAAGAUGCCUAAACUAGCCAACACAUACGAGACUAUCGCCAGUGAAGGAGCAGAUGCCUUUUACACAGGAAGCCUGGCCAAACAGAUCAUCGAUGACAUCCACAGUGUAGGGGGCAUUAUCACAUUGGAUGACCUGCAGGACUACAAUGCAACAGUGAUUGAAGACCCCAUAGAGGUCACACUUGGGGAGUUUACCCUCUACACGCCUAGUGCCCCCCUAAGUGGCCCAGUGCUAGCCCUCAUUUUCAACAUACUGAAAGGAUAUAACUUCUCUGCUGACAGCAUCAAAACCAUAGAGGAGAAAGGUCUGACUUACCACCGCAUUGUGGAGGCCUUUCGCUUUGCCUACGCCAAGAGGACUUUACUGGGAGAUCCGAAAUUUGUCAACAUUACAGAGGCGAUUGGAAACAUGACGUCCGAGUUCUUUGCGGAUAGUCUCCGGAGGAAAAUCACAGACAACACCUCCCAUCCAGUUGACUACUAUGAGCCAAUAUAUUACACUGGAGAUAAUGCCGGUACAUCCCACCUCUCCAUUGUGGCUGAUGAUGGCAGUGCUGUGUCCGCCACCAGCACCAUCAACCAAUACUUCGGCUCUGAUGUACGAUCCAAUGUGAGUGGAAUCAUAUUUAACGAUGAGAUGGAUGACUUCAGCUCACCUUACAUAAUCAAUGGAUUUGGGAUCCCUCCUUCACCAGCGAAUUUCAUAGCUCCAGGUAAACAGCCGGUGUCUUCUAUGUGCCCCUCCAUCUUGGUGGAUAAAACGAAAAAGGUCAGAAUGGUGGUUGGUGCUUCCGGAGGAACAAAAAUAACUACAGCAACAGCACUGACGAUAAUGAAUUCCAUCUGGUUUGGUUAUGAUGUGAAGAAAGCAGUGGAAGAGCCCAGAAUUCACGAUCAGCUGUUUCCCAAUGUCACGGAGCUUGAGCAGCAAAUAGAGGAGGUUUGUAUAGCUAGAGUCUGGGGAGCGUGUGAACUUCUU
Messenger RNA from Tauraco erythrolophus (red-crested turaco), 1602 nucleotides. The record is from RefSeq and is a predicted model, not a curated record. Lineage: Eukaryota; Metazoa; Chordata; Aves; Musophagiformes; Musophagidae.